Rotaria socialis is the source of this 1689-nucleotide messenger RNA. Lineage: Eukaryota; Metazoa; Rotifera; Eurotatoria; Philodinida; Philodinidae. The record is from the annotation of a GenBank genome assembly.
AUGGCUGCAUCUUUAACUUAUCCAAUAAAAUUCUCGUCAACUGAUAAAGAUAAAUUAGGUAAAUUAAUGAAAGAGUUAAAUAAGAUAUCAUGGGAAGAUGGUGAAUAUUAUUUUCAUAAUUUUAUUGAUUAUUACCAAUUACCUCAAAUUGUACGUGUUGAACAAGGAUGGGAUACAGGUUUAGUUAAAGAUCAAUGGCUGUACCUAGAAACAUUAUUUGAUCGUUAUUUGAUUAAUGCUUCGCCGUUAUCAUCUAGUAAAACAAAUGCAUCAAAACAAAAAUAUCUUAUACCAGAUUGGUUUCAAGGUGAAUGUCGUAUUUUAUCUAAGACUCCAACACUUAAAAAACGUUGGUGGAUUUUUCAAGGUACAUUUGAAUUGUACCGCUUUGAUCUGCCACGUGCAAUAAAAGUCAUCGCUGAUACACCAGCACAUAUACGUAAGAAAGAAGCAUCAUCAACUCAUGAAUGGGAUAAAAUUGUUUUACGUAAAGGUGCUCGUUUGAAUGUUGUACGCCGUGAACAAUAUCAAUCACGUCUUAAAAAUGAAAAAGGUGAAUUACUUGCGAGUGAACCAAAAGAUGCAUUUGUACUUCAAGAUCCAGCAACUGGCCAUGAAUUUAUUUUACCACCGGGUGUCCCACUACGUUUUGCAACAUUAAUUGAAGAACAUGAAUUAAAUGAAAAAUAUAAAAGUCACGAAGGAACAUUCACGUUUCCAGAAAUAAUGAUGCGUUAUGAGUUUCCACUUGACGUAGAAAUAACAACGCAUUUACCUGCUGAUUUACCUGAAUUUAAGCCUCAAGUUAGAUUAGAAAAAUUCUGUGUUGCCAAAUCUCUUUUAGGUUUUCUUAUUGGUCAAGGUGAACCACGAUUGAUUGAAGUUUCACCAUUAACACAGUUUACGGUGCAUUGUGCCAAAUGCUUAACAUAUGGUUUACCACAGGAACAUGAAAAUAACCAAACAGAUGAAAAAAAAGAAGAGAAAAAAGAAGAAAAGAAAGAAGAAAAGAAAGAAGAAAAAAGUGGGAAAAAAAAAGAAGAAAAACUCGAUGAAAAAGAAUAUCAACGUUAUGAAGAUACAAGAAAUAAAAUAAAUAUUAUUUUUGAUGAAGCAGCUGAACUUUAUAAAAGUAAAAUUCAAUUAGCAUCAGCUGAUGAGCUUGAUUGUGUUGAAACAGCUUUUGAAAUAAGUGUGAAAAUGAAAACUGAAGAGGAUCGACCAUUGAGCAGUACUUAUUUACCAUUAGAAGAAGCAAUUCAAGUUGUUAAACAAUCAAAAGAUGACGUUCCAUUUCCCAAACCACAACCAGCACGAUUUACUGUUCAUGCUAGUGCUGAUCCAAAUAAUCCAUAUAAUGAAGUUAUUGAUUUUGAAGAUAUGGAUGCUCUCACUGAAGGUAUCGAUACGAAUAAAGCUGCAGAACCAAAAAAAGAAACUUCAAAAUCGAAAUCGAAAUCAUCAUCGAAAAGCUUAUCCAGCGAAAAACCUGAACAACCGAAAAAUCAAUCAACUAAACGUUCAGCUCUGGUUGUUCAACAAUUACCACCACCAAUGCUCUUACCACCUGAAACAUUCGAAAGAACUGUUAAAGCCAUACCUGACAAGCUCUAUACCGAUUUUAUUCCGGCUUCUGCUACAAAGAAAGCCGAUAAAAAAGAAAAACCAUCGAAAAAAAGUCACAAAUGA